This is a messenger RNA of Fopius arisanus, 2211 nucleotides long. RefSeq names its product will decrease acetylation (gene wda). Lineage: Eukaryota; Metazoa; Arthropoda; Insecta; Hymenoptera; Braconidae. Bases 384 to 2159 code for a protein of 591 amino acids. The transcript is spliced from 7 exons. Gene Ontology annotation, molecular function: protein binding; RNA polymerase II general transcription initiation factor activity. The record is from RefSeq and is a predicted model, not a curated record.
CCAGAACUGAGCCUCUACUUUAGUCAAUCUUCUCUGGUUAUUUCCGCACGUUUUCAUAAAGAUAUAAGCAGUUGGCUCUUUUCUUUACACCACUUUAUUUUAAUAUAGUUUAUUACCACUAACCUCUCAUAUUUAUCGAUUAUUUUAAAACUACUCGUUUUGUAUGUGUUACUGAUUAUUCCAGUUUUGUUCUUUUCCAACCUUCAAUGAUGGAAUUAAUCCGUUUCAUGUGUUAUUUACAUUAUCUUUGUACAUUUAAAUACGUGUUGACUGGCUUGGUUGAUGCUUGUUCACGACAACAUGUUUCAUGAUGGCGUCCACAAACACGCUCGAUGGAUUUUCUGUUUUCAAAAUAGAAAUACGAAAGAAGAGAGUACAGACAAAUGAAGAUGAAACGUACAAAAAUUGAAAUGAUCAAUGCAACCGUCGAGUCGUACUUGAAACGUCGUCGUUAUCAGGACAACGGGCUAUUUCGUAGAACUGAUAGAACUGACUGUAGAAGCAGUGAAGAAAUGACUCUAUCAGCUAAAGCAGAGAGUGCUGUUUCUCGUGACAACGCUAUAGUAUUCAGUGCUAUAAUUAAUGAUAUUGUAACUGCUGAUCAAGCUUAUCAAAGAUUGAAAGCAUGGGUAUACUCUGUAAAGGCAGAAAAAAUUAAACAUGAGCUCAACGGUCUCUUGUACCCCGUUUUUUGUCAUUUAUACCUCGAAAUACUUCACGCGGGCAAUCCACAAGCUGCUCUUCAAUUCAUGAAGAAUCAUCAGAACGAAUUUGUCCUGGAUACCGAGAGAGAUUUUCUCGAAGAACUGUCAAGUGUAUUUACAAUACAGGAUAUUGAAUUACGGCCACUUGUUAAUGCAUUUAGAAUGAGAAAAUAUAAAGUUGAUAUGUCUGAUGAAGCACAUAUUUGCCUACAAAAAUAUCUUACUAAACACGGACAUAUUAUUAUAAUGCAGAUAAUAAAUAUACACAUAACUAUUAUACGAAAAAUAAUAGAUAUGACUGUAAUUGACGAAGACACUGUUGAUCGCACUCCGGGACAUGACAGUGGUAUUAAUGGUCAUGUAGAGCAAGCAUCAGGCACUGGAGUUGACCGAGAAAUGCGUGAGCUCCAGGAAUCCAUUCGAUUAAUAAGAAAUAAUAAUAUUUGUCAACCUCUGAGAAUAUUUACCGUUAAUAAUGCAAUAGAGAAUGGUAGUUGCGCUAGAAUGACACCGAACAUGGAUAAAUUGGUGGCUGGUUUUAACACAGCAGAAAUAAGACUUUGGGGUGUUGGGGAUACGGUGCUAAUGCGCCCAAGGCAUACAAAAUCGCCUACUAUGCUGGAUUGUGACUCUGUGUCGACUAUUCUACCAUUUGAAAAUCAUCAUCAACAUCAGAUAGAGGAAGCAGGUGCAAUUAUUCUGAGAGGACACACUGACGUUAUUCAUGACGUUAAAUUUGUCGCUCAAUCAACUGUAUUGCUUUCCGCUUCCAGUGACAAAGAUAUGAGAGCUUGGAGCCUCAACGAUUACUCUUGUGCUUCUAUUUACAGUGGGCACAAUUAUCCAAUAUGGUGUAUGGAUACGAGUGCUUUUGAUUUAUACAUAGCAACAGGCUCUCACGAUCGAACUGCUAAACUGUGGAGUCUGGAUAGAAAAUUUCCACUAAGAGUUUUUGCUGGGCAUUUUCUAGAUGUCAACUGCAUAAAAUUCCAUCCCAAUACGAGAUAUUUAGCCACGGGCUCUGCUGAUAAAUCUGUCAGACUCUGGAACAAGGACGAUGGAAAUUUAUUGAGGGUAUUUGUUGGUGCCCAAUCGACAAUUUACAGUCUGGCCUUCAGCCCCGAUGGAAAAUAUUUAGCGGCUGCUGGUGAUGAUAAGUCAAUAGCCAUAUGGGACCUAGCAACAAAUGCCAUAUUGACUGAACUCAAAGGCCAUCAAGAGACAAUCAUGAACUUAGACUGGAGUCCAGAUGGUCAGUACAUAGCAAGUGGUAGUGCAGAUGGUAUUGUACGUCUCUGGCCAUCAAACGAAUACAUAAAUACUGGCAUUAAUCCUUCAACAAACACAGCAGGCAAUGACAUGUCUCAGAUAUACUCAACAAAUUGCUCAAAUAUCCUGUCACUUCAGUACUACCACCGAAAAAAUAAUUCACUUGUUUGCAUCGGAGUUGUUUAAAAUCUGUAUGGAAUCUCUCUGUCUGUAUAAAAUAAAACAUUACAAUUUAACG